CCUGUAGUCUGUCUGGGAGCAAUCGGUCAUAGUUUUUUUUGUUUUUAUUCGGUAAAUCUUCUGAAUUUGUUUAAAUGUAUGGACCAAAAAAACAGUAAAAGACCCUGGCGCAAACUUGUCAAAAAGUUGCAAAGGAAAAACAGAAGACAAAAAAUGGCUCGUCAAAGAGACAAAGAAUUGGAAGAAGCUGAAUUGGAAGAACACAAAGAUCCCUUAUAUGAGUCUUGGUUGGAAUAUAAAGCGGAAGUCGAAAGACAACAAUUGUUGGCCGAAGAAAAUGAACGCCAACUUCAGGAAGAGCAAUGGCUGCGCAGGGAACUGUUGGCCCAAGAUCAAUUCAGAAAAGAUGAAUUAAAAAGGAAAGCUGAAGAGGCCAAAUUAGAAGCUGAAAGACUAAAACAGUUCGAGGAUUUAAAAAAGCUGCAGGAACAACGUCAGAAAAAACGUGAUGAGCUAAAAUUACAGGCUGAAAAAGAGACCAAAGCAUUAGAUGAUAUCAUGAGAAAUAUGCAGGAAUAUUUGGAUGACUGUACCAUGAAAACCCCUGACAUAUUAGAACGUAUUAUGGAAUCCAGACCUGGGGGGAUAUCGUGUGAAUUCUUUGAUAAAACUAAUUGUUGUGGUUACGGCCCCAACUGUUCGUUUAAUCACAAACGUCCUUAUUUGUCCAAAAUUAUACUAAUUAAGCACUUCUUUCUACAUCCUCUGCUGGAGCAACAAGAACAUGAAGAGUACUCCAGGUCUGAUAGUGAAUUAGAGUUAAGUGAACGCGAUUUACGUGAUGCGUAUGAUGAAUUCUGUGAAGAUGUAUGGCCGGUUUUGGAAGAGUUUGGUACUAUUAUCAACUUUCGUACAAAUCGCAAUGUUCGUGCUCAUUUGAGGGGACAUGUUUUUGUAGAGUAUGAAGACAAAAGAUCCGCCUUGAAAGCUUUUAUAAAUCUUCAAAAUCGUUAUUAUGCUUCGAAACGAAUGAGUGUUGAAUUCUCCAAUAUACGUCUAUGGCGUUCAGGAGUUUGUGGCUUAUCGUUAGGUCGCAAAUGUCCCAAGGGUACGAAAUGUAACUUUUUCCAUUUAAUGAAAAAUAAGAGCAAUAAAUACAACAGGCACAUAGAUAAUCCGGAUAGAUAUCCAGAUAAAAGUGUUAAAUCAUUAAGUCAGACACCACAAAUGAUGAGGUAGGAAUUUAAAAUUAAU
Molecule: messenger RNA, 1194 nt
Organism: Calliphora vicina (urban bluebottle blowfly)
Lineage: Eukaryota; Metazoa; Arthropoda; Insecta; Diptera; Calliphoridae
Product: U2 small nuclear ribonucleoprotein auxiliary factor 35 kDa subunit-related protein 2
Exons: 5
Coding region: 79-1179 (366 amino acids)
Biological process (GO): mRNA splicing, via spliceosome
Cellular component (GO): spliceosomal complex; U2AF complex
Molecular function (GO): pre-mRNA 3'-splice site binding; metal ion binding
Source: RefSeq, a predicted model, not a curated record